UUGCUUGGGUAGUCUGCGUAGACGGAAUCAUGCUGAGAGUAGCUGUUAUCGGGGCGGGUGUGAACGGUGUUGCGAGUGCCAUCAAAAUAUUGGAGCACUAUCAGGAUGAGAAGAAGCUAAAUGUGCAGGUGACCAUAUUGUCGGAGCAAUUCACGCCCCAUACGACGGGCGACGGCUCGGCGGGUCUGUGGGGUCCCUUUCUGUUGGGCGGCACAGAUGAGUCUAAAGUUCACAAAUGGUCAAGGGAUAUGCAUCUAUUCCUGGAGCAGAUUUGGCUAAGCGAGGAUGCGGGCGAGGCAGGUGUUUGUCUGGUGCCCUGCGUGCGCCUCAGCUCAGAUCCGAGUGUGAUCGUUGGCGAUUUCUGGCGUGAUAUUGUCUAUGGAGCUGUGGAACUAACAGCUGAACAACUGGAAGUCUACAACAAGGGCAGAGAUGUCAAAUUCACUUGCGGCAUGUCCUUUGUGACUUACACGUCAGAGCCCAUCAAGCUGCUGCCUUACCUGAUGAAACGCUUUGUGCGCCGAGGCGGUCAAGUUGAGCAGCGAAAAAUCACAGAUCUCGAGAGUUUUGUCAGAGAAUCCUCCUACGAUGUGAUCGUCAACUGCACCGGCCUUGGCUCCAGGCAGCUGCUGAACGACGAUGACGUCUAUUCGGUACGUGGCCAAGUUAGCCGCGUGAGGGCCAAUUGGGUGUUCACCGCGAUCCUUGAUGAAAGCGAUGAUGGCAACUACAUCAUACCAAACACCGAGUCUGUGGUGCUUGGUGGCACUCACCAGGAGCGGGACUACAAUACCAAUGUCUGUGCGAAGGAUAAGCGUUUCAUUAUCGACGGCUGUCGCAGCCUGCUGCCAGGCCUCAAGCACUCGGAGCACUUGUUCGAUUGGGUUGGCCUGCGACCGGGUCGCGUCCAGCUGCGCCUGGAGGCGGAACGUCGUGGCAACAAGCUGCUCAUACACAACUACGGACACGGCGGCAGUGGAGUCACCCUCUGCUGGGGCUGUGCCGACGAUGUCCUUAACCUCUUGCUAGCUGCCAAAGUCAAAGCGAAGCUGUAAA
This is a messenger RNA of Drosophila navojoa, 1056 nucleotides long. RefSeq names its product D-amino acid oxidase 2 (gene Daao2). Gene Ontology annotation, molecular function: FAD binding; D-amino-acid oxidase activity. Gene Ontology annotation, biological process: D-amino acid catabolic process. Gene Ontology annotation, cellular component: cytoplasm. NCBI's taxonomy places the organism in Eukaryota, Metazoa, Arthropoda, Insecta, Diptera, Drosophilidae. The record is from RefSeq and is a predicted model, not a curated record.